ACAGAAGCAAGCAAGCUGGUCAUGUCAUAUGUUGCAGCAGUUUGUGGUAAAGGAGCUGAAGUUAAUCAAGUGAAGGAACAACUUUUGCAGUCCAAUCCAGUCCUGGAAGCUUUUGGAAAUGCAAAAAACUGUUCGAAAUGAUAAUUCUUCCAGAUUUGGCAAAUAUAUGGAUAUUGAGUUUGAUUUUAAGGGUGAUCCACUUGGCGGAGUUAUAAGCAACUAUCUCCUUGAAAAGUCCCGGGUCGUCAGGCAACCAAGAGGUGAAAGAAAUUUCCACAUAUUUUAUCAGAUGCUGUCUGGAGGUUCUGAAGAUCUUCUCAAUAAACUGAAACUUGAUCGUGAUUUCAGCAAAUACAGCUAUCUCAGCCUGGAUUCUGCUAAAGUGAACGGUAUAGAUGAUGCAUCAAAUUUCAAAACUGUCAGGAAUGCUAUGCAGAUUGUAGGUUUUAUGGAACAUGAAACACAAUCUGUCCUGGAGGUUGUGGCAGCAGUAUUAAAACUGGGGAAUAUCGAGUUUAAACCAGAAUCUCGUGUCAAUGGCCUGGAUGAAAGCAAAGUUAAGGACAAGAAUGAGUUGAAGGAAAUCUGUGAGUUAAUUGGUAUUGAUCAGAGUGUUUUGGAACGAGCCUUCAGUUUCCGAACAGUGGAAGCCAAACAGGAAAAGGUGUCCACAACACUCAAUGUUUGUCAGGCUUACUACGCCCGUGAUGCACUGGCUAAAAACAUGUAUAGCAGACUAUUUUCAUGGCUUGUCAACAGAAUAAAUGAGAGUAUUAAGGCACAGAGUAAAGUCAGAAAGAAGGUUAUGGGAGUGCUGGAUAUUUAUGGCUUUGAAAUAUUUGAGGAGAACAGUUUUGAGCAGUUUAUCAUCAACUACUGCAAUGAGAAGUUGCAACAGAUCUUUAUUGAAUUGACUUUGAAGGAAGAACAAGAAGAAUACAUACGAGAGGGUAUUGAGUGGACUCAUAUUGAAUACUUCAACAAUGCUAUUAUUUGUGAUCUAAUUGAAAAUAAUCAAAAUGGAAUUCUGGCUAUGCUGGAUGAAGAAUGUCUGCGACCCGGCACAGUUACUGAUGACACAUUCCUAGAGAAACUGAAUCAAAUUUGUGCUACACACCAGCAUUUUGAAAGUCGAAUGAGCAAAUCUUCACGUUUCCUGAAUGAUACGUCUCUGCCACACAGCUGCUUUAGGAUUCAGCAUUAUGCUGGCAAGGUUAUGUAUGAGGUAGAAGGCUUUGUUGAUAAGAACAAUGACUUGUUGUACCGUGACCUCUCACAAGCUAUGUGGAAAGCAAACCAUGGCCUUAUCAAGGAUAUGUUCCCAGAGGGAAACCCAGCCAAGAUUAACCUCAAAAGGCCACCGACUGCUGGUUCACAGUUCAAGGCUUCAGUAUCAACUCUGAUGAAAAACUUGCAAACAAAGAAUCCUAACUAUAUCCGAUGUAUUAAACCAAAUGACAAGAAGGCAGCCCAUAUUUUCAAUGAUGCUCUUGUGCGACACCAAGUUAGUUACCUGGGUCUGCUUGAAAAUGUCCGGGUCAGAAGAGCAGGAUAUGCCUUCAGGCAACCAUAUGAUCCUUGUCUUGAAAGAUACAAGAUGCUCUGUAAACAGACAUGGCCACACUGGAAAGGACCGGCAAGAGUUGGUGUAGAAGUAUUACUCAAUGACUUAGAAAUUCCCAAAGAAGAAUUUUCCUUUGGAAGAUCAAAAAUUUUCAUCCGCAAUCCACGAACGUUGUUUAAGUUAGAGGAGUUGAGAAAAGAAAGACUACAAGACCUGGCAACACUUAUCCAGAAAAUCUAUAGAGGAUGGAAGUGUCGCACACAGUUUCUUCUGAUGAAGAAGAGUCAGAUAGUGGUGGCAGCAUGGGUCAGACGUUAUCUUCAACAGAACAAGUACAAGAGAAUUAAAAGUUCUACCAUUGUGAUGCAGUCCUAUACCAGAGGAUGGAAGGCAAGAAAGAUACUUCGAGAACUUAAAUAUCAGAAGCUCUGCAAUGAAGCAGCUACUACAAUUGCAGCAUAUUGGCAUGGAACACAAGCUCGAAGGGAAUUAAAACGCUUGAAGGAGGAGGCUAGGCGUAAGCAUGCAGUUGCAGUCAUUUGGGCUUUCUGGCUUGGACUAAAGGUACGUAGAGAGUACAGAAAGUUUUUCCGUGCAAAUGCUGGAAAGAAGAUUUAUGAAUUCACAAUACAGAGAAUGAUGCAAAAGUACUUUCUAGAGAUGAAGACAAAAGUUCCUUCCGUGUCACCCAUAGACAACAAUUGGCCGGCAAGGCCUUACCUUUUUUUGGAUAACACGCAUAAGGAAAUGAAGAGGAUUUUCCAUCUGUGGAGGUGUAAAAAGUACAGAGACCAAUUCACAGAGCAGAAGAAGUUCAUAUAUGAUGAAAAACUAGAUGCCAGCGAACUCUUCAAGGAUAAGAAAUCAUUGUACCCUGCCAGUGUUGGACAGUCAUUCCAAGGUGAUUACUUGGAAAUCGCCAAAAAAUCCAAAAUAUAAGAAGCUGAGUGAUACCAUUGAAGACAAAAUAAUCAUUGCUGACACUGUGAGUAAAAUCAACAGAGCAAACGGAAAGGGAGCGACCAGAAUUUUCUUGUUGACCAAAAAUAAUGUCAUUAUUGCUGACCACAAGUCUGGACAGAUCAAGCUGGAAGUUUCCCUGGGUGAUAUUACAAAAUUGAGCAUGAGCUCCCAAAAUGACGGGUUCUUUGCAGUCCAUCUUAAGGAGGGCUGUGCAGCAGCAUCCAAGGGUGACUUCCUCUUCAGCAGUGAUCAUCUCAUCGAGAUGGCUACAAAGCUCUACCGUACUGCACUGAUGCAGACAAAACAGAAAAUCAACAUUGAGAUUGCCGAUGAGUUCUUAGUACAGUUCAAGCAGGACAAAGUCUGUGUGAAAUUCAUCCAAGGAACUCAAAAGAAUGGCAAUGUUCCCACUUGCAAAAGGAAAAACAAUCGCCUUCUUGAGGUGGCUGUACCCUAA
This is a messenger RNA of Staurois parvus, 2984 nucleotides long. Lineage: Eukaryota; Metazoa; Chordata; Amphibia; Anura; Ranidae. The record is from the annotation of a GenBank genome assembly.